Messenger RNA from Camelina sativa (false flax), 982 nucleotides. The record is from RefSeq and is a predicted model, not a curated record. NCBI's taxonomy places the organism in Eukaryota, Viridiplantae, Streptophyta, Magnoliopsida, Brassicales, Brassicaceae.
UCUUGGCUCUAGUAUUAACUUGAUGCCACAUUCUUUUGCUGUGAGACUUAGGAUGACAGAUUUCAAGCCAACUAUGAUCUCUCUUAUAUUAGUUGAUCGAUCUAGAAGGAUUCUUGAAGGUGUCUUAGAAGAUGUUUCGAUUAAGAUUGGAGAAUGCAUGAUUCCCAAUGACUUUGUGGUGCUGGAAUAUGACAAAGAGCCUAGUGAUCCUCUCAUCUUAGAACGCUCAUUCUUGGCUACAGUUGGUGCCAUCAUUGAUGUUAAGCAGGGAAACAUAGCUCUGAAUAUAGAUGAUUUGGUUAUGAACUUUGAGAUGGACAAGCUGAGAAGGGUUCCCACUAUUGAUGGUCAGACAUUUUCUGUGAAAAUUGCUUCUGAUGAUGAUCUACUCAUAGAACUUCAUGAAGACAUUACUGCUGGGUAUGUCAAAGAGUUGGAGACUGUUGAGAAAGUGAGUAAGCAAGCUGUUAAGCUUGAAGAUUGGAGUGGAGAUCAUCUAAUCAGUACUAGAGACCAUGAUGAGGUUCUGAUCCAUGACAAGUCGCUGGUAGAUGAUGUUUUUGUAAUGGAAACACGGAUUGCUGAGGAAAGCUGCAGAACCGUUGAAGAAACACGAGUUGCAGGCCAAGCAUCGAUCGAUGCAGCUGUUGCAUUGAUCGACACACCUUCCAGAAUCGGCUCAAACUUGUCCAAAACCAAAGAUUCUCGAAUUGAUUCCUUAGCAGCAAGUCCUAGACCAGUUGUAAAGCUGAAAUCUCACCUUUCCACAGUUCAAAAGCCACAGGUAAGGCCAAGGACAUAAAAGAAAGCCACCCAUACCUAAGUCACGCCCUGGUCCUGUUCCUCAUGUCCAUUGUAGACCUCUUUCAUCUACUGCCUACACACCACCUUGGAUGAUGAGACAUUCCUCUCGGAAGCAUUCACUGCCAUGUUCUGAUCCACCGGAUACCUGAGAUCCGACACAGUCAAGCUAAUGACUGAA